Molecule: messenger RNA, 1389 nt
Organism: Drosophila montana
Lineage: Eukaryota; Metazoa; Arthropoda; Insecta; Diptera; Drosophilidae
Product: homeobox protein extradenticle-like
Exons: 6
Coding region: 255-1379 (374 amino acids)
Biological process (GO): animal organ morphogenesis; neuron development; regulation of transcription by RNA polymerase II
Cellular component (GO): nucleus
Molecular function (GO): RNA polymerase II cis-regulatory region sequence-specific DNA binding; DNA-binding transcription factor activity, RNA polymerase II-specific
Source: RefSeq, a predicted model, not a curated record
AGAUACAUUUUUUUGUCAGCAGCAGAUUUUUUUUUUUUGGUGUAAAAUAAUUUUUACAGAUUUAUUGUGCAUAUAUUAAUGUCAACAAAACAAGUAUACUUGGCGAGAAAAAAACAAAAAAAGAGAAAAACGCAAAGUACCUUAACGUAAUUUAAAGCGUUAAGUGACGUGCAGUUGCGUGAGCUGAGAGUUUUGUUGUUAUUGUUGUUGUGGCUGUUGCCACUGCCAGAGACAGACAGAGACAACAUCGCGACAUGGAGGAUCGCAUGAUGGCCCACGCUGGCGGCAUGAUGGCGCCCCAGGGCUACGGCCUGCCCGGCCAGGAUGAUGGCCAAAAUGCUGGCAAUGAGAACGAGGUGCGCAAGCAAAAGGAUAUCGGCGAAAUACUGCAACAGAUCAUGAGCAUUUCGGAGCAAUCCCUGGACGAGGCCCAGGCCAGGAAGCACACACUCAACUGUCACCGCAUGAAGCCGGCGCUGUUCUCCGUUCUAUGCGAGAUCAAGGAGAAAACCGUGCUUUCCAUUCGCAACACGCAGGAGGAGGAGCCGCCAGAUCCGCAACUGAUGCGCCUGGACAACAUGCUCAUUGCCGAGGGCGUGGCUGGGCCCGAAAAGGGCGGCGGCGGCGCCGCUGCCGCCUCAGCAGCGGCCGCCAGCCAAGGCGGCUCGCUGUCCAUCGACGGCGCCGACAAUGCCAUCGAGCAUUCGGAUUAUCGCGCCAAGCUGGCGCAAAUCCGACAGAUCUAUCACCAGGAGCUGGAGAAAUACGAGCAGGCCUGCAAUGAGUUUACCACGCAUGUCAUGAAUCUGCUGCGCGAGCAGAGUCGCACCAGACCCAUCACACCCAAAGAAAUCGAGCGCAUGGUGCAGAUAAUCCACAAGAAAUUCAGCUCGAUUCAGAUGCAGCUGAAACAAUCGACCUGCGAGGCGGUCAUGAUAUUGCGCUCUAGAUUCUUGGAUGCGCGCCGGAAGCGUCGCAAUUUUAGCAAACAGGCGUCCGAAAUACUCAACGAAUAUUUUUACAGUCAUUUGAGCAAUCCGUAUCCAUCCGAAGAGGCCAAGGAGGAGCUGGCGCGCAAGUGCGGCAUAACGGUGUCGCAGGUAUCCAACUGGUUUGGCAACAAGCGCAUCCGAUAUAAGAAGAACAUCGGCAAGGCCCAGGAGGAGGCCAACUUGUAUGCGGCGAAAAAGGCAGCCGGCGCCUCGCCCUACUCCAUGGCCGGACCGCCCAGUGGCACAACCACGCCGAUGAUGUCGCCCGCACCGCCACAGGACUCGAUGGGCUAUCCCAUGGGCUCCGCCGGCUACGAUCAGCAGCCGCCCUACGAUAACACCAUGGGCGGCUACGAUCCCAAUUUGCAUCAGGAUCUUAGCCCUUGAGGAUAGGCUG